Messenger RNA from Hordeum vulgare subsp. vulgare (domesticated barley), 1617 nucleotides. Its product is annotated as extensin-like. The transcript has 3 exons. The record is from RefSeq and is a predicted model, not a curated record. NCBI's taxonomy places the organism in Eukaryota, Viridiplantae, Streptophyta, Magnoliopsida, Poales, Poaceae. The coding region runs from base 154 to 1428 and encodes 424 amino acids.
GGGGAGGGGAGAUAAAGAGAGAGAGAGAGAGAGUUGAGAAACGCAAAGAGGACGGAGAAGGGGAGGAGAGGGCGAGGCGUGAUUCGGAAGAGGAGAGGAGAGGAGAGGGCGAGGCGUGAUUGGGAAGAGGAGAGGAGAGGAGAGGGCGAGGCCAUGGGGAAGGAGAGAUUGAGCCUGACGCUGGAGAGGUACCACAGCUUCUUCGUCGAUCCCUACGGCACGCGCCUCACCAGCGUCCACCUCAACAACAUCUUCUACAUGCAUGGUUUCACCAGGCUCCACCGCGCCACCAAGCCCGAGAUCAUGGACCACAUGGUGGGGGAGGUCGACCUGCAGCCGCCGCGCCGCUCCACGCUGCACCUGCACAGCGCCGCGCUCGCGCCGCCCUCCGCCGCGCGCAUCGCCGCCGCACAGGCCGCGGCCGACGUCGACGCCAUCGGCUGGGCGGAGUGCCCCAUCGGCUGCGUCACCGCCUUCUCCGCCUUCGCUGACACGCCGGACCCGGUGGAGCCCAUGCCCCCGCCCGCCCACCACAUACUCGCGCUGGCGGUGCGCCUGCGCCGCCCGCGUUCCAAGAGGACGCGCACCUCCCCCUACCAGCGCCCUGCCGCCUCCAACACGGCCAAGGUGAAGGAGGAGGUGGUCAUGGAAGAGGAGUGUGAGGAGAUGUCGUCGGCGGCGCCGUCGACUCCGCCGCGAUGGAUGCGCUCCCCUACACCGCCACCUCCGCCUCCGUCGCCCACGCCGCGGCCACAGACCGUGGUGCCUCCGCCUUCGUCGCCGUGCAGGGGCCAGCCUGAGUUGGAGCCGAUCCUCUCCCCACCACCAGGCUUCGGCUCGCCGACGGGACGCCGGCCUACGUCGGAGCUGAUCCUCCACACACUACCACCACCAGGCUUCGCCUCGCCGCCGGAACGCCGGCCUACUUCGGAGCCGAUCCUCCCCACACCACCACCACCAGGCUUCGGCCCGCCGCCGCAACCAUGCUGGAGCCGUCCUACGUUGGCGCCGCCUCCUACCCCACCACCAGGCUUCGGUUCGCGCCAGGUGGCGCCUCCUCCUCCGCAGUUGUCCUGGGGCUUGCCGAUGCCGCCACCGUCAGGCCCAGGAGCGCCUACAUUCACGCACCAUCUUCAGCCUGCAGGUCCGGCACCACUCUGGCGCUCGCCGAUGCCGCCGUCUUAUCCGGCACCGUGCUGGGGCGCGCCUUCUGUGCUGCCGCCAGCGCAAGCGGCUUGGAGCUGGUCACAUCCACCGCCGCGCUGGGCACCACCUCAUAUGCUGCACCCGCCGCCACCACCCUGGGACUGCACGAGGUCGUUUGCACCUCCUAUGCCGCCGCAACAUCCGCCGCGUUUUGAGAUGCAGCAUACGCCACCGCCACCGCCACCGGGGGCGUGCUCGGGCAGGCAGGUGAUUUACUUUUAGUGACUGCUCUCGUACCGCAUUUACUGUCGUUGCCAAGCUUGAGAGUUUUUGUUUGUUUUGACGGUGGCUAAGCUUAAGAGUUACUACACGGUGACGGGAAAUUAGGGACAACUGUGUUUGCUCUAGUUUCUCUGUUUUCCUGCUCCACCUUGCUGCUGCAGAAACGAGAUGAGUGGGAUAUUGGAAUGA